Aspergillus luchuensis is the source of this 2604-nucleotide messenger RNA. It is a transcript of the gene niaD, whose product is annotated as nitrate reductase NiaD. Bases 1 to 2604 code for a protein of 867 amino acids. Gene Ontology annotation, molecular function: heme binding; nitrate reductase (NADPH) activity; molybdenum ion binding. The record is from RefSeq and is a predicted model, not a curated record. The transcript has 7 exons. Gene Ontology annotation, biological process: nitric oxide biosynthetic process; nitrate assimilation. NCBI's taxonomy places the organism in Eukaryota, Fungi, Ascomycota, Eurotiomycetes, Eurotiales, Aspergillaceae.
AUGGCGACUGUCACUGAGGUGCUGACAGAGCCUUUCACCGCUCAAGGGGUCGCCCUCAAGUCGGGUCCGAUCAAGGUCCACCAAGAGGAGCUGCCUGCCGUGGAACUUCCAGACAUUCCUCUGCCGCCCCCUUCAAAAGCACCAACCGAAGUUCUCAGUAUAGACAAACCAACUCCCGAUUAUCAUGUCCCCCGCGACCCUCGCCUUAUCAGACUGACGGGUGUUCAUCCCUUCAAUGUCGAGCCUCCACUUACGGCUCUGUACGAUGAAGGCUUCUUGACUUCCCCGGAACUAUUCUAUGUGAGAAAUCAUGGCCCGGUACCUUUGGUGAAGGACGAAGACAUCCCAAAUUGGGAGAUUAGCAUCGAAGGCCUAGUGGAGAAGCCGCUUGUCCUCAACUUCCGGGAAAUCUUGCAGAAAUACGAUCAGAUCACAGCACCAAUCACUCUCGUCUGUGCGGGAAACAGACGGAAGGAGCAGAAUGUGGUCAGGAAGACCAAAGGUUUCUCAUGGGGUUCCGCUGGCCUGUCGACAGCCCUUUGGACUGGCCCAAUGAUGGCAGAUAUCCUACGGAGUGCGAAGCCUCUGAGGAAAGCCAAGUAUGUUUGCAUGGAGGGAGCAGAUAAGCUGCCAAACGGGUAUUACGGCACCUCAAUCAAACUCAAUUGGGCCAUGGAUCCCAAUAGGGGAAUCAUGCUGGCCCACAAAAUGAACGGCGAGGAUCUCCGUCCUGACCACGGCCGUCCCCUGAGAGCCGUCGUACCCGGCCAGAUCGGUGGCCGAAGUGUCAAAUGGCUCAAGAAGCUCAUUCUGACUGAUGCGCCCAGUGAUAACUGGUACCACAUCUAUGACAACCGAGUAUUACCGACAAUGGUUUCGCCCGAAAUGUCAUCCAGUGACCCAAACUGGUGGCGCGAUGACCGAUAUGCAAUUUAUGAUUUGAACGUGAACUCUUCUGUAGUAUACCCCGAGCACAAGGAGGUGCUGGAUCUUGCGUCGGCAGGCCCGUCGUACAACGUGAAAGGAUAUGCCUAUGCAGGAGGCGGUCGGAGGAUUACAAGAGUUGAAAUAUCUUUAGACAAAGGCAAAUCCUGGCGAUUGGCCAACAUUUCAUAUGCCGAAGACAAGUAUCGUGACUUCGAAGGGGACCUGUUCGGUGGCAGAGUAGACAUGUCCUGGCGCGAGACUUGUUUCUGCUGGAGCUUUUGGUCGCUGGAUAUCGCCAUUCCCGAGCUAGAAAAUACAGAUGCCAUUCUUGUGCGGGCCAUGGAUGAGGCCUUGUCUCUCCAACCGCGCGAUAUGUACUGGUCUGUUCUGGGCAUGAUGAAUAAUCCUUGGUUCCGGGUCACCAUCACAAAGGAGAAUGGGACUCUCAGGUUCGACCACCCAACAGAUCCUACCGGGCCUGGUGGAUGGAUGGAACGCGUCAAAAAGGCCGGUGGUGAUCUGGCCAACGGUAACUGGGGAGAAAGACACGCAGGAGAGGAACCGGCAGAGCCAGAGCCCGAGAAGGAGAUCAACAUGAAGAAAGACGGCGUGAACCGGAUGAUCGACCUUGAAGAAUUCAAGAAGAACUCAAGCGAUGAGAAACCCUGGUUCAUCGUGAACGGCGAAGUGUACGAUGGCACGGCAUUCCUUGAGGGCCAUCCUGGAGGAGCUCAGAGUAUCAUUUCCUCUGCUGGCAUCGACGUUUCGGAGGAAUUUUUGGCCAUCCAUAGCGAAACGGCCAAAGCCAUGAUGCCUGAUUACCAUACCGGAACCAUGGAUAAGGCGUCGUUGAAAGCGCUCAAGAACGAUAGCGCACCAGAAUCGGAUGAACCUCGCGCAACAUUCCUCCAGUCGAAAUCAUGGUCAAAGAUGACCCUUGUGAAGAGGAAGGACGUGUCAUGGGACACCCGCAUUUUCACUUUCCAGCUUCAACAUGACAAACAGACCCUGGGCCUGCCCAUUGGCCAGCAUCUCAUGAUCAAGGUCGCUGACCCCAUCAGCAAAGAAGCCAUUAUCCGCUCAUACACCCCUAUCUCCGAUACCAACCAGGAAGGCACCAUGGACCUGCUGGUCAAGAUUUACUUCGACACUCCCACAGUCAAAGGUGGCAAGAUGACCAUGGCUCUCGAGAAACUCGCAUUGGGAUCAGAAAUCGACUGCAAGGGUCCCACUGGCAGGUUCGAGUACCUUGGAAACGGCAAGAUUAUGGUGAGCGGCAAAGAGCGCCAUGUUAGUUCUUUCAAGAUGAUCUGUGGAGGAACUGGUAUCACGCCAAUUUUCCAAGUGCUACGUGCAGUGAUACAGGACAAGCAGGACCCAACCUCAUGCGUGGUCCUGGAUGGCAAUAGACAGGAAGAGGACAUUCUCUGUCGUGACGAACUGGACGCCUAUGAAGCGUUGGAUAGCAAGAAGUGCAAGGUGGUACACACAUUAACCAAGGCUCCGGACAGUUGGACUGGACGUCGUGGACGUAUAUCGGAAGACCUGCUGAAGCAGUAUGCCAUUCCCGACGGCAAGAGCAUGGUGCUCAUCUGUGGUCCAGAGGCCAUGGAGAAGUCCGCCCGCAAGAUCCUACUGGAGCAAGGAUGGGCGGAGUCGGACCUUCAUUUCUUCUGA